UUCAGUUUUAAAUGAAAAUGCUUAUAUAGAAUGACACUUUCCGUGAGAAGAAAAAUAUGGAAGUUGAUGUACAGUUUUACAAUUCUUGCAGUUUCCUGGAUAGCUUGUUCAGCAUCCACCUGCGAGUUUCCUGACGAGCUACAAGGGAUAUGGUAUAGUUCACACAAGGGCAAUCUAAAUUUUACUGGUACAGAAAUGUUGGGUUACCCCAUAGCUAUGUCAGCUACCGUUAACGAACUCAACUUUAACUGUACGGAGAAAAAUGGAGACUAUUAUCUUUUAAUGGCCGAUAGAUAUGUGUUUACCCUGAACACCAAUGUGCGAGCAUACAUAUGUUUAAGGCUUCACCGUGUGUCGGCAUAUAAAUAUUAUUAUUAUCUUGGAUCAACACUGACAACUAUAUAUGACUAUGUGUACGGAGUAUUAGAAGGGACAGCUGUGUCGUUGUCAGAUGCCUGUGAUCGCACAGAGCCGUACGAAGAGAGCACAUUUAUUACUCUUAUUAAGAAUGAUACAGGUAUCAUCCCUGCAAUGACGGAAUCAUCUUGUCCAUCUCAGCUUCUGGCCAGUUACUCCAAUGUUCUGAUAACAGAUAGCAGUGGAUCAACAACUUGUAACAGCAAUACCGUUGACGGCUGUAGCAACAACAAAACAGCAAUGUCAUACACAUAUCAGGCUUGCUCCUCUGGCCUAGUGUUCAAUUCGGCAGGGUCAGUGUCCUGUAUUUAUUUCCUGACAAGUAACAGUAUUACCUAUCUACACACCUGGAAUAAUGACGCCACUGUAGACGAUUCUACUACUUACAGAAUUGUUUGUUACGCAAUGAAAUCAAUUGGAAGUACAGUAUAUGCCACAGUACAUCCACAUUUUUGUAGUGAUGUAAAUCAAAAUCAUUCUGAUGUGGCAUCGCCUGGAAUAAAGCUGCAGUUCUCACAGUCUACUCAAACUUGUGCUUCGUCCGUUACAGAUUAUAACUAUGCUGGAUAUAUAUUCCUGAUUGUGAUAAUAACAAUCCUGAUCUCAAUCCUUGUCAUUGGAGGAUGCAUAUUGUAUAAAAAGCUCAAAGAGGGAAACAAAUCACUGAAAGAUGCACUGUGUUGUCGACAUAAACAUCAAAUCCAAAAUCAAGAUCAAUUGGAGCUGUCUGGAAGAGAUUUCCCUAGAAUUAAGACCGCUAAACUAAGGAAAGUUAUAUACUAGUCAUGUAUAGUUUCUGGCUCAGCUAACGAUGACCACUUCAAUUUGGGACUAGCAAGAUUGGAAUACUAGUUAUCAUUUCAUAUGAUGUAUAGUGAAAACAAAAACGAAUGUGAACUUCUAAUGUUUUUAAAUGUGUUAAAUAAAUCAAAAUACUUUAAGGUUCAAUGUGUAAGAAAUAUAGUCUUCAACGAUCCUUGAUUAGAAAUAUACAAAAUGUAUGGGUUAAUAUGAAAAUUCGAUAUCUUUCAAUUUAGAUUUCAUAAUCAUUUAUUAAAAAAAGCUAUGCUUAUUUUCGAUCACUUUUAAGUAUGAAAUUAUAUGUAUACUAGUAAACAUGUAGAGGGUGUUCGCGUGACAUGAAUAAUAAAAAAGCGAUUGUGAAUUAUUUAUUGGAUAACAGGUUAACGUAUAGUUAUACACCCAUAAAUGUCAAAAUGGUUAUUUUCCUUACAAUGGAAAUUACCACCUGUUUUGAUUUUAAACAAUUCCCUUUUUGUGCUUGAACUUUAAUAAAUCCUUUUUGUAAACUA
Messenger RNA from Mytilus californianus (California mussel), 1730 nucleotides. RefSeq lists its product as uncharacterized. The transcript has 9 exons. Lineage: Eukaryota; Metazoa; Mollusca; Bivalvia; Mytilida; Mytilidae. Bases 31 to 1200 code for a protein of 389 amino acids. The record is from RefSeq and is a predicted model, not a curated record.